This is a messenger RNA of Lucilia sericata (common green bottle fly), 3363 nucleotides long. RefSeq lists its product as uncharacterized. Gene Ontology annotation, biological process: proteolysis. The transcript has a single exon. The coding region runs from base 1 to 3363 and encodes 1120 amino acids. NCBI's taxonomy places the organism in Eukaryota, Metazoa, Arthropoda, Insecta, Diptera, Calliphoridae. The record is from RefSeq and is a predicted model, not a curated record. Gene Ontology annotation, molecular function: aspartic-type endopeptidase activity.
AUGCCGCAUGAAGAAGAUUCCCCUAUAGUUGAUAGGUCAUUUAAUCCAUCAUACAAAGAUUAUUUUAGAUUUGAUUGUGAACAUUUACUUCAGUAUUGUGGAAAAGUGAAUGAGAGCCAAACAGAAGAUCAAAAUGAAUCUAUAUUAGAAGCAAGGUUAAAAGAGAUAGAAGCAAGAUGGGCAAAAGUAGAUACUUCUUAUCAAAAAGUAAUGUUAUCUCAAGAUGACACAAUUGAUAUAGAAUUUAAAAACCAAGCAAGAGAUGCAUUUGAUUCUUGUACAGAAGCAUAUGUCCAAACCACAUCACAAGUUGUUGAGUUCCUUAAAAGCAUGCGCUUAGAUACAGUACAAAUGCCAAUGUUCCAAUCAACAUCUCGACCUUCAAUACCAUAUCAAAAUCAAAUGAACGAUAGUUCAAGUAUCUGUAUUAAACUCCCACCAUGCGACACAGAAAUAUUUAAAGGUAGUUAUGAACAAUGGCCCUCGUUUAGAGACAUGUUCACUGCAGUUUAUAUUAAUCAUUCAAAACUUACUCCUGUAACCAAAUUAUAUCAUCUCAGAAACAAAACAAGAGGUGAAGCAGGAGCUAUAGUAAAACGAUAUGCAUUGUCCAAUGAUAAUUUUGAGUUAGCUUGGAAUGCGUUAAAAACUAGAUACGAAAACAAACGAGUUUUGGUCGAUAACCAAAUCAAAAUAUUGUUUGAUAUACCAGCCGCAAUUAAUGAAGAUAGUGAGUCCAUAAGAAAAAUACAGUCGUCAGUAAACGAUUCAUUAGCAACACUUAGUACGCUAGGAGUAGAAGUAAAUAGUUGGGAUCCCAUUUUAAUUCGUUUAGUAUCAACAAAAUUACCGGAAUGUACUCUAGCAUUAUGGGAACAAUCUUUAACUUCUCCUCGUGAAUUACCAAAAUGGUCGCAAAUGUCACAAUUUUUAGUAGACAGAUAUGAAGCGGUAGAGCGACUAACAGGCAUUAAAACAACAAAAGACAGUUUUACUCUUUCCAAUAAAAAAUCUCAUAUACAAACAUAUACAUCGCAAGAAAACAUAUAUACGAAUUGUAAACUCUGUAAUAAUGAACAUUAUUUAAGGAAUUGUCCAAAAUUCAAAACGUUUUCAACGCAACAAAGAAUAGAUUUUGUCUUCAAAAAUAAAAUAUGUAACAAUUGUUUAAGUCCUUCACAUAUUAAGACGAAAUGUAGAAGUAAAAGAACAUGUUUUUACUGUAAGAAAGAUCACCAUUCAUUAUUGCAUAUUGCACACAAACCAUCAAUUACACCACAAAAUUCUGAAAAUAUUCAAAACAAUGGUAAUAGUAACCAUACUAAAAAUAAUAUUCAAAAUACAAAUACACAAGCUGAACAGACGAGUAAUUCUUACAAAGAUGAACCUGCAACUACUUCACAACGCGUUCAGGCAAACUGCUCGUCUAGCAACGAAAAUAUUUUAUUGCGUACAGCUUUGAUGCAAAUAGAGCAUCAAGGAGAAAUCUUUACGAUAAGAGCUUUGAUAGACCCAGGCUCCCAAAGAACAUUUAUUACAGAAAAAAUAAGAAGUAAAUUAAAGUUGCCUUAUAGAAAUUCUCAUUUUGAAAUUAGUGGAAUAGGAGGUCAAAAACAAUCCGCAAAAAAAGAGUGUGAAUUUAUUUUAUAUGCAAAGAAAUAUAACCUACGAGUUCCAAUUAAGGCAAUCGUCUUGUCGAGUGUUACUAAUACACUACCAGCAGUUACGUUUAAAGUCCCAUAUUCUGCAGAACUUAAGAAAUUGGACUUAGCUGACCCAAAUUUUAAUAAAUCUUCCCAAAUCGAUCUUAUUCUUGGUAAUGAUUAUGAACAUUGUCUGAAUCUAGAAGGCAUAAAGAAAAAUAUAUGUGGCCAAACAUCAGCCUAUAAAACUAUAUUUGGAUGGGUGCUUAGCGGACCAAUAAGAGCUGAAACUGUUCAAUCAUUCUCAACUGCGGUUACUUCAUCAGAAUCUUCAGAACUCAGUACACUAUUGAGAAAAUUUUGGGAGCAAGAAGAAAUACCCAAAACUCGCCUUACGUCAGAAGAAGAUGAUUUUGUUGAACAAUUUUACACUCAAACAACUACUCGAAACAAAGAUGGACGAUAUAUUGUAAGGUUACCUUUUAAAAAAGAGUAUCACGAAUCAGUAUAUUUAGGAUCAUCUAGAUUUAUCGCAUUAGCUCAAUAUGCCAGUAUGGAAAAAACUUUAGGAAAAAAUAAUGAAUUGCAAGCUGAAUAUAAAUCUGUUUUAGACGAGUAUUUAACUCUAGACCACAUGGAAGAAACAACAUCAACUGAAAUUAAUUAUGAAGGUAAAUUUAGCUCUUAUUAUUUGCCCCAUCAUGCGGUCGUGCGACCUGACCAUAAAACAACAAAGGUGAGAAUUGUGUUCAAUGCCUCUAGGAAAACAAAAUCCAACUUUUCUCUAAACGAUGUUCUGUAUACAGGUCCUACAAUUCAAAACGACUUAAUAACAGUAAUUCUGAAUUGGAGAAGAUAUAAAUACGUGUUCAGUGGGGACAUACAGAAAAUGUAUCGUCAAAUCCUAAUUCAUCCAAAUGAUAGAGCAUUCCAAAGAAUAUUAUAUCAACCUGAAAAAAAUGGCCCUAUUAAAGAUUAUGAAUUGAAAACUGUUACGUUUGGAGUGAAUAGCGCGCCUUUUCUAGCAAUUCGUACGUUACAUCAACUAGCGUCAGAUUCAAAAGCGGAAUCUCCCAAAGCAUCAUCCAUUUUAAAGUAUGAGACUUAUGUAGAUGACAUAUUAACUGGAGGGUUUUCAAUUGAAGAAACUCGAGAGGCACAAAAUGAAUUAAUUAAAACUCUGAAGUCUGCUGGAUUUUUACUCAAGAAAAUAACAGCAAAUGAUACACAGUUAUUGGAAGAUUUACCAAAAGACGAUAUAUAUGAUUCCGAUUUUUUACGGUUUCAUGAAACUAGCUCCACAAAAACUUUAGGCAUAAAGUGGAACGCAAUAUCAGAUACAUUUACAUAUACUUUUUCAGCACUAAGUCCAUCUACGAAAAUAACAAAACGCCAAGUUCUGUCAUCAGUCGCAAAACUGUUUGAUCCAGCUGGAUGGCUAGCCCCUAUAGUCAUCAGAGCAAAAAUAUGUAUGCAGCAGUUAUGGUUAGAAGGUAAAGACUGGGAUGAAGAAGUUUCUGAGGAAUCUCUACAAAAUUGGAACAAUUUAGUACAAGACUUAUCUGAAGUUGAACUAAUAUCAAUUCCCCGUUGGAUUCAACUUAUGCCUAAUGAUACAAUACAAAUUCACGGUUUCUGUGAUGCAUCGAAAUCCGCUUAUUGUGCCACUGUAUACAUUAGGUGUCAAACAAAAACUCAAAUGUAUUCUCAAAUUUACUAG